CUGCUACAGACAAGGGAAGCGCUUCAGCUGGUACGGAGCCCCGUACGGCGGAGAGACACAGACAAUAGCAACCGAGAUCUAGCUGUCUAUAUGCGGGGAUAAGCGCUGCUAUCUAUUCGUGCCAUUUUUUGUUGGAUUUACCUCCACCGUUUUACCCCACCGGCGGUUUAUCCAGCGCUAUUUUGUCACUAAUGGUGAUCGGAUACUUGAAUUGGUGAUUGUUCACACUAACGCCAUGAGUGGGCUUCUCAAGAGGAAGUUUGAGGAGGUGGAUGAGGACCCAUGCUACUCCUCGCCCUCCUCCCUCUCCUCUGCCUGCUCAGGCUGGGACUCGGAGGGGGAGAGCUGCUACUCGGACACCCUGGAUUCCACUCCCAGCAACCCCAGCUCCCCGGCAACACAUUUCAACACAACAUCCAUUCUUAAGAAAUCAAAGAGAGCACGACGGGGCAAUGUCACCUUUGACCAGGUGACGGUGUUCUUCUUCCCUCGGUGUCAGGGCUUCACCAGUGUUCCCAGUCGAGGAGGAUGCACUCUGGGGAUGAUGCAGCGCCACAGCGUUCUCCGCACAUAUACACUUGCAGAGUUUGCUGUGGAGCAGCGGCUCCUACGCCGGGAAAAAUUCCUCAACAGACUCAGGGAGGAGAAGCUGGAAGCUCUCAAACUGAAGCUGACAAAGAAUGGAACCCAAGAGAACGAGGAGGCAGAGCGGCUAACGGUGGAUGACAUCCCCGAGCAGGACAUUGACAUCAGCGGGGCUAACUUGGAUGAGGGCUCUUUCCUCCAGCCUUACCCGCCUAAACGUCGCUACGCGCUACUCAAAGCAGCCGGCGUGAAGAAAAUCGACAAGGAGGAGAAGAGACAGCUGCACGAUCUGAGGAUCUCCAGGGAGAACUGCGGUUGCGACUGUCAGGGCUUCUGCGAGCCUGAGACGUGUAGCUGCAGCCUGGCGGGCAUCAAAUGUCAGAUGGAUCAUUCCUCUUUCCCGUGCGGCUGCACCAAGGACGGCUGCGGAAACACAGAAGGUCGCAUCGAGUUCAACUCCACCCGGGUACAGACGCAUUACAUCCACACUAUCAUGAAGCUGGAGCUGGAGAAAAGGCUGGAGGAGCAGUCGAGCACAGAGGAGGAAGAGGAGAACGCCACCACCUUACCAGCAGUGCCCUCCUUCCCCUUUAGUUCUGAACUGGCGGCAGCUGGAGAGAACAGUUGCAGCAGCGAUAUGACGGACUUAUCAGACUCUUCGGGUCAGAGCGAGGACUCCGAGGCAGGCGCGAGCCCGUGUGAGCAUCGCACCCCGUUGGAUGUGGAUGAGAAAGGCCUCAGCCGCAUUUUGAGCUUCAGCGACACGGAGAACGGCUCAAGGAGUAGCAGGGACAGUGGGGACUGUAAAGACAUUUGCUCUCCAGAUCAGCGGCAAGAACAACAGCAGCCAUCUACGGAGGCUUUUAGCAGCUUUAGCAUGGUGGACUUCGCUGACGAGAAUGACAAUAUAGAUGCCGCACUGUUGGACGAUCACACAGACAAUCAAGCAACAGCCAUCUCAGAACUUUUGGAUGAAAACGCCAACCAGGGAAACGGCCUAUUCCAUAGCAGUAGUGUGCCACACACGCCGUCCCCGACCAUCGACCGCUCUGCGAGCUAUAACAUGGACCUGAGCCUCUCCUCGGAGUCAGACCUGGAGUUUUUUGAUGGUUUCCCCUGCUUGGGGCCCAGCUCGCUCUACAACUCCCUCAAGGAGUACGAACACAUGGACAACUUUUUUCAGUUUCAGUUGCCUAGUUACCCCAGCCUCCCUCCGGCGAGCGACCCCGGGACCUGCCUCCUGGAGUCGCUGAUUGGCCUUUCAGAAUCAGUCCCAGAGCCCCCCGCCACAUUUACAGACAAUCAGCUGUUGGAGGAAGCCAUGAAAUUGUCUGUGAUGGAGUCUGUGAAAGUUUGACGAAAAUGUGUGGACAGUGCAAGAAAAAAAUAGAAAUAAAAAAAACGGGGGGUUUUGGAGGGGAUCAAACAUGCACAUAAAAAAACGUCAACUUUUGGAGGAAGCUGUGAUUUCCCUUUUGCCUAAUAAAUGUUCAGAUUCCAGACUUGCCUUCAAAACGUUAGCAAAGCAGUUUGGGAUUAUUGCUGUGUGAGAUGGCAGCUAGUGUUAAAAGGAAAUCGAGAUCAAUUUGACCAGGCCCAUAGAAACCAAUGAUGGCUCUCAGUUCCUAAGAAAGCUCUUUUAACCAAACCAAGAUCACCAACCAUAUGCUAAACAGGAAUUCACCUUUAAGGGGCCAGGUUGGGAAUCUCAACACAGCUGAAUGUGCACCUCAGGGAUUUUUCUAGCUUUCUAGCUUUUGGAGGCAAUGUAUGGUGACCAUUGCUGUGAUGGCCUUCAUAUGAAAUCAAAUCGCAAAAGUCUGGUUCAUGUCCUCCCUUUAUUUGGGCUUGAGUAGGUAGGGUCCUCCCUGUGUUGAAUCCUGAAGCUAGCGGACUCUUUCUCCUCAAGAUCUCCCCCCAGGGUCUUUAUGGUACACAAAAAUCCCUCUAAAAGCUCCUCGAUCAGCACUUUAUCUGUGAAAAAAGUUAUGUAUGAAUAGGCAUUGUUGUAGGGGGUCAAUUCAACAGUUCAACGCUAAAUUAUGGAGUUCCUUAUUUAUGAGCUGGGUAACUAGAAAUAAUGCUCAUACAUUAAAAGCUGUAGCUUAUUUUGUCUUUUGUUUUAAAUUAUUUCCUUUUAUGAUUUUAUUCUAUUUAUUUCAGAUAAACUUUCACUCAAGAAGCACUGUGGUUUAAUAGGUUCACCUCAAAGUGCAAUCUUCCUUCCUUUUUUCCAUAUCACCUUCAGACAUUGUUAUGGGAAACGGGACCACAAGUCCGUCAGAAAGUAUUUAAUAUCUAUUCUCAUAUACAUUUAACUUUUUUUUAUAACUUAUUAUGUCAUCAUUUCACUAGCUAUUUAAUUUAAGACAUUUUUGGCAAUAAAAUGGGGUUUUGUGAAGUUUACUGGAUGUGCCUGCUUAUCAGGGGAGCCACGCCUGCCAGUGGUGUGUGCGCAGUGCUUCCAUUUAAGCUUUGGGACUGAAAACUGUGGAAUCUCCCUAAUCACUGAAACUAAAUUAUGGGUCUAUUGUAUCGCUGCCUAUAAUGUAACCAUAGAAAAUUACACUAAUAUUUUGUAACUAAUUUAUGUAGGUUGACAAAGAAUUCUAAUCACUGACAAAUUUAAUAUUUUAUUAAGAAAGCAAAAUGAUUUUCAAUCUGGGACGACCUUUGUAAUAUAUGAAUUAUAGAGAAAUGUAUGAAGGUUAUCGCUCUCUAGCAUUCUGAAGUAUUUUUCAUAGGCAGUCUUAUGGUUAGAUAUCGUAGCGAAAAGCCACUAAAACUAAGUAAAUUGCAAAGAUCAAUUUGAUUGUAUUCUGAAUUUCUUGGAAGUCUGUGACUUGGGUUACAUUAUGUUAUAAAUGACACAUGUAAAGGGUUUUGGUGGAUAAAAACUGCAUAUAUUAUACAAUUUUUAUCGCACACACAAACCCUGAAAACUGAAGAGUUGCCUCAUUCAUGACAGAACAAGACCUUUCGAAGGUGAUUCUUCUUUCACCUGCUCGACAGUUGAAGGCACUAGAGAGUUGAUGUACAUAUCUCACCCUUUCUACAGCUGUUUCAACAGCCUUUCUGGACCCUUUAGAAAUUAUGCAUGCAGGUCCUGUUUGUUAAAACUUGUUCUGAUUAAUUGUAUACUUUGAAAAGUGCUGCGUGCACAUCGGAAAUGUAUUAUUCGCUUUUUGCCUUUUUGAUUACUUUGAAAAUCCAUCCGAUAUAUGUUCUUACGCCAUGAAGAGGGCACUGAGUUUUGCAAGCAAACGUUUGUUUUCUCUUGUACAAAACAUCAAUUCUCAUGAAGAAAUGGCAACAGUGAGUGUUUAUCAAUGUAAUGUAUUACAGUACAGCUUUUUUUAUUUUAUUUUAUUUUCAAAGAACGUGUCUUACUUUUUGCCUUUUGUUUUGUACAUAUUUCUGCUUGAAUGGUCCUGCAGAGCAAACAAAGCUGCUUUAUUUUUUAUUCACACUUUAACCUGCUGUACAAAAACAGUUUCUUUCAUCUAAGCCAUUUUGACAGCCUGUCCCUCCAAAUAAUAAUUAAAAAAAAACAUUUUCUAAA
Plectropomus leopardus (leopard coralgrouper) is the source of this 4147-nucleotide messenger RNA. It is a transcript of the gene csrnp1b, whose product is annotated as cysteine-serine-rich nuclear protein 1b. Gene Ontology annotation, molecular function: sequence-specific DNA binding; DNA-binding transcription factor activity, RNA polymerase II-specific. Gene Ontology annotation, biological process: regulation of transcription by RNA polymerase II. Lineage: Eukaryota; Metazoa; Chordata; Actinopteri; Perciformes; Serranidae. Gene Ontology annotation, cellular component: nucleus. The record is from RefSeq and is a predicted model, not a curated record.